AUGUGCCCUCGCAGCCCAGACAGCCAACUGCAUCCUGGGCUGCAUCAAAAGAGGUGCGACCAGCAGGCUGAGGCAGGUGAUUCUCCCCACUACUCCAUCCCCUCUGGUGAGAGCCCACCUGGAGUGCUGCAUCCUGCUCUGGAGUCCCCAGCACGAGAAAGACACAGACCUGUUAGUUCCAGAGGGCUCGAGUACCUCUCCUCUGAAGAGAGGCUGACAGCUGGCAACCCCUAUCACAAUGGCCGUGUUUGCAGCACAUGGGGUAACUUCCACUUCAAGACCUUUGAUGGGGACAUCUUUUACUUCCCUGGGGUCUGCAAUUACAUCUUUGCAUCCAACUGCAAGUCUUCCUAUGAGGACUUCAACAUCCAGAUCAGGCGUGCAAUGGUGGAAAAUGCUACUGUGAUCACUCACGUCUUCAUGAAGCUGGAAGGAGUAGUGAUCGAACUGACCCCCACCUCUGUCCUGCUUGACAACAAACUGGUCCAGAUGCCCUACAGCCAUAUGGGAGUCUUUAUAGAGAGAAGUAACAACUAUUUGAAAGUUUCUGCCAAGUUGGGACUGACCUUCCUUUGGAAUGGACAAGAUGCCCUCCUGGUGGAACUAGAUAAGAAAUAUGCCAAUCAAACUUGUGGACUUUGUGGGGACUUCAAUGGAAUUCCAGGCAGCAAUGAAUUUAUUUCAGGGAAGACAAAACUGACCCCCAUACAGUUUGGUAAUAGGCAGAAGAUGGAUGGACCCACAGAGCAGUGUGAUGAUCCUAUUCCUCCUACUUCUCUGAUGAACUGCUCAAGAGAAUUUGCCUCUAUCUGUGAGACAGUAUUGACCAGCAAAGCAUUUACAAGUUGUAACAUGCUUGUGAAUGUCCAGGACUACAUUGAGACUUGCAUACAAGACCUGUGCCACUGUGACAGCUCUAUGGCUGACUUCUGCAUGUGCAACACCUUUGCUGAGUACUCCCGGCAGUGUGCUCAUGCGGGUGGACAGCCCCAGAACUGGAGAACCUCAGAUCUGUGCCCCAAAUCCUGUCCAUUCAACAUGCAAUACCAUGAGUGUGGCUCUCCCUGCUCCGACACGUGCAGCAACCCGGAACGAUCUGCGCUUUGUGAAGAUCACUGUACAGAUGGCUGUGUCUGUCCUCCAGGAAUGGUAUUUGAUGAUGUUAAUGGUGCCGGCUGCAUUCCCCGCAGAGAAUGCCACUGUACCUAUGAAGGUGAAACUUAUGCUCCUGGUGCCUCCUUCUCAUCUAAAUGCAGAUCAUGUACCUGUGUUGGAGGUGAAUGGUCUUGUGUCACUCAGUCGUGCCCUGGGACUUGCAGUAUUGAAGGAGGUUCCCACAUUUCAACAUUUGAUGAGAAAUACUAUUCCUUCUUUGGAGACUGUAGUUAUGUCCUAACCAAGCUCUGUGACAGCAAUGAAUUCACAGUGUUGGGGGACAUCCACAAGUGUGGCCUGACUGACACAGAGACAUGCCUCAAGGGUGUGGCCAUCAGCCUAAAUGGAGGACAGACGAACAUUGUGAUCCAGCCUUCUGGGAGUGUAUUUGUGAAUAUGAUCUACACACAGUUACCAUUCUCAGCAGCAAACGUCACCAUCUUCAGGCCUUCAUCUUUCUUCAUAAUUCUGCAAACAAAUUUUGGUCUUCAGCUACAGGUUCAACUUGUGCCUUUAAUGCAAGUUUUUAUAGACUUAGACCCAUCACAUAAAGGGCAGACCUGUGGUCUCUGUGGGAACUUCAAUGAUGUACAGACAGAUGAUUUCAAAACCACCAGUGGUGUGAUAGAGGGCACUUCAGCUGCCUUUGGCAAUACUUGGAAAACUCGGGCUGAUUGUCCUGAUGCCAAAAAUACCUUUGAGGACCCCUGUACUGUCAGCAUACAAAAUGACCAGUAUGCUCAGCACUGGUGUGGACUGCUCUCUGAUACCACGGGACCUUUUGCUGAAUGUCACUCAACAGUGAAUCCAGAAGUUUACUAUAAGACCUGCAUGUUUGACACGUGUAAUUGUGAGAAGAGCGAGGACUGCAUGUGUGCUGCCCUUUCCAGCUAUGUCAGAGCCUGUGCUGCCAAAGGAGUCCUUCUCACUGGAUGGAGGAGCAAAGCCUGCACAAAAUACACCACCUUGUGUCCGAAGUCCCUGAAGUACACCUACAGUGUCAAUUCCUGCCAGCCCACCUGCCGUGCUCUCAGUGAGCCUGAUGUCACAUGCAGCAUCAAGUUUGUCCCAGUUGAUGGCUGUACCUGCAUAAAUGGGACCUACAUGGAUGACAGUGGCAAAUGUGUGCCUGCUUCUAGCUGUCCUUGUUACUACAAAGGAACGCCUCUGUCUUCUGGAGAAGUUGUUCAUGAUAAUGGUCUUGUCUGCACUUGUGCCUAUGGAAAGCUGAGCUGCAUUGGAGAGAAGCCUGAACCAGUCUGUGUGCCUCCCAUGGUUUAUGUUGACUGUGGCAAUGUCACAGCAAAUGUGGUAGGAGCAGGAUGCCAGAAGAGUUGUCAGACUCUAGAUAUGGAAUGUUACAAAACUCACUGUGUCUCUGGCUGCGUAUGUCCUCAUGAUCAAGUGUUGGAUGGCAAAGGUGGCUGCAUUGCUCCAGAAGACUGUCCAUGUAUUCACAAUGGGAAUUCCUACAGUGCAGGAGAAUCAAUCAGAGUUGGCUGUAACAACUGCACAUGUAGAAACAGAAAAUGGCAAUGCUCUGAGGAACCCUGCCUGGAAACAUGUUCUGUUUAUGGAGAUGGGCAUUAUACCACUUUUGAUGGCAAACGCUUUGAUUUUGAAGGAGACUGUGAAUAUGUUCUGGUCCAGAACUACUGUGGUCAACAAGCUAUGAACCAGGGAACCUUCAGAGUCAUCACUGAGAACAUUCCAUGUGGCACUACAGGAACUACCUGCUCUAAGUCUAUUAAAGUUUUCCUGGGUAACUAUGAGCUGGUACUCAGUGAUGGACACUCUGAUGUCAUCCAGAGGACACCUGGAGGAAAAAUGCCAUUCCAAAUCCGUUCCAUGGGCAUCUACCUGGUGGUUGAUACUACUGUUGGUCUGAUACUCAUGUGGGACAAGAAAACCAGUAUAUUCAUCAAACUUAGUCCCAGCUUUCAGGACCAGGUCUGCGGACUUUGUGGAAACUAUGAUGGCAAUGGAAAUAAUGACUUCACUACUCGCAGUCAGUCUGUGGUAGGAAAUGUGCUGGAGUUUGCCAAUAGCUGGAAAGUAUCUUCUAGUUGCCCAAAUGCCAAUCGCACGCAGGAUCCAUGCACUGCAAACCCAUACAGGAAAGCCUGGGCACAGAAGCAAUGCAGCAUCAUCACCAGUGAAGUGUUUGCAAAGUGUCACUCACAGGUUGAACCAAAUGAAUAUUACCAAGCAUGUGUGGAUGAUGCUUGUGCCUGUGACACUGGAGGAGACUGUGAAUGUUUCUGCACAGCAGUAGCUGCCUAUGCUCAAGCAUGUAAUGAGCUAGACAUCUGCAUAUCAUGGAGAACCCCAUCCAUUUGUCCUCUCUUCUGUGAUUACUAUAAUCCACAAGGGGAAUGUGAGUGGCACUACAAGCCAUGUGGAGCACCUUGUAUGAAGACCUGCAAUAAUCCAAGUGGGAAAUGCCUUCAUGAGAUGAGGGGUUUGGAAGGUUGCUAUCCACAAUGUCCAAAGAAUAAGCCCUAUUUUGAUGAGGAAACCAUGACCUGUGUUUCUUAUUGUGGUUGUUAUGAAGAUGGAAAAAAUUACAAACCAGGAAUGGAGAUGCCUUCAAAGCAGAAUUGUGAAUCAUGUGAAUGUACAAUUCAUGGCAAAGUAUGCAAAUAUGAUGAACAUGAAUGUGUCUGCAUUUAUGAGGGGCAGAAGUACAACUACAAAGAUGUGGUCUACAACACUACAGAUGGCACAGGAUGGUGUAUUGUUGCAACCUGUGGUCCCAAUGGAACACUUCAAAGGUUUAUGUAUGAUUGUCUAACCUCAACGUCACCCACAACAUCAACGACAUUUCACUUCACGUCUACACCACCUACCACUACUUCCACAGUGUCACCAACUACAUCAGUAUGUGUUCAUGAAGUCUGUAAGUGGUCCGAAUGGUACGAUGGGAGUCUACAAACCCCUGGCUAUGAUGGAGGAGAUUUUGAAACUUUCAAUGAUUUACGAGCAAAAGGUUAUGAAGUUUGUGAAGCCCCAAAGGCUAUUGAAUGCAGAGCAGAAAAGUUCCCUGAUAUACCACUGAAAGACCUUGGCCAAAAAGUAGAAUGCAGUACAACACGAGGGCUUAUAUGUUACAACAAGGAUCAAAUUUCAACAAUGUGCAACAACUACCAAAUCAGAAUCCUCUGCUGUGUUUUUGUACCAUGCUCUUCCACAACGCCUUUCAGCGCAUCAACCCCAGUCACAACUCCAAAUCUGACAGAAACAUCUACUGAAGCAACGUAUUCAGUUACUACGACAAGUAUAUUGAUACCUUCACCUACUGAAGAAACAACUAGAACCACAACACCUGUCACAACACCUCCUCCAACAACUCCUCUUUGUUUCAAAGAAAAGUGUUACUGGUCAAGAUGGUAUGAUGUAAGCUAUCCAGGGUCAGGUUAUGAUGAUGGAGAUUUUGACACGAUUGAAAACAUUGAAAAUAAUGGAUACAAAGUCUGCCACAAUAGAAAGGAUGUGGAAUGUAGAGCAGUACGAUUCCCGAAUACACCAUAUCCUCUACUAGAGCAAAACAUAAUAUGUAACACAGAAGAAGGGUUGAAAUGUUACAAUAAAGAUCAACUUCCACCAAUCUGCUAUAAUUAUGAAUUAAGAUUUAAAUGCUGCGUGAAUAUAGCAGUGCCAUGUGAAACAACCCCUGAAAUUCUAACAAGAACAACACAACCAACUACUAUUCCAUCAAGCACAAUCUCCACACCAGAAUCAACGACUCUAAGUUUGCAAACAAAACACAAGACAACCACGGAACACCCAGUUGAACCAAAAACAGAUUACAUUCACACCAGAAUAACAUCAAAACCUACAAGGCAAACUACAAAACCAACUACUACAACACCAGUGCUAAGCAGCACAACCACAAAAACUACACCACAUUCACCUACCACCCCCUGUGAACCCGAAGUGUGCACCUGGAGCGAAUGGUUCGACGUCGACUUCCCCUCCUCGGGGCCCAGCCAGGGAGACUUCGAAACCUACCAGCACAUCCGCGCCGCCGGCAAGCAGGUCUGCCGGCAGCCAAAGGAGAUCGAGUGCCGGGCCGAGGACUACCCCGACGUUGCUAUCCAGCAGGUGGGGCAGGUCGUGCAGUGCGACGUCCACUUUGGACUGGUGUGCAAGAACGAGGACCAGACGGGCAAGUUCAAGAUGUGCCUCAACUACAAGAUCCGUGUGCUCUGCUGCACCCCCAACUACAACUGCUCAUUCCCCCCAUUACCCGUGAUAACAACCAGCCCCACCACCACCACAUCGAUCCCGUCCUCCACCACUACAGUCACCACCUCCACCUCCACGCCAUACAUCUCCACCACCACGAGUCCCACCUCCACGGAAAUCAUCACUUCCACCAGCACCACCAUCCCCACGCCGACGACGUCUACGACAACUUCCUCCACCACCCCCUGUGAACCCGAAGUGUGCACCUGGAGCGAAUGGUUCGACGUCGACUUCCCCUCCUCGGGGCCCAGCCAGGGAGACUUUGAAACCUACCAGCACAUCCGCGCCGCCGGCAAGCAGGUCUGCCGGCAGCCAAAGGAGAUCGAGUGCCGGGCGGAGGACUACCCCGACGUUGCUAUCCAGCAGGUGGGGCAGGUCGUGCAGUGCGACGUCCACUUUGGACUGGUGUGCAAGAACGAGGACCAGACGGGCAAGUUCAAGAUGUGCCUCAACUACAAGAUCCGUGUGCUCUGCUGCACCCCCAACUACAACUGCUCAUUCCCCCCAUUACCCGUGAUAACAACCAGCCCCACCACCACCACCACAUCGAUCCCGUCCUCCACCACCACAGUCACCACCUCCACCUCCACGCCAUACAUCUCCACCACCACGAGUCCCACCUCCACGGAAAUCAUCACUUCCACCAGCACCACCAUCCCCACGCCGACGACGUCUACGACAACUUCCUCCACCACCCCCUGUGAACCCGAAGUGUGCACCUGGAGCGAAUGGUUCGACGUCGACUUCCCCUCCUCGGGGCCCAGCCAGGGAGACUUCGAAACCUACCAGCACAUCCGCGCCGCCGGCAAGCAGGUCUGCCGGCAGCCAAAGGAGAUCGAGUGCCGGGCCGAGGACUACCCCGACGUUGCUAUCCAGCAGGUGGGGCAGGUCGUGCAGUGCGACGUCCACUUUGGACUGGUGUGCAAGAACGAGGACCAGACGGGCAAGUUCAAGAUGUGCCUCAACUACAAGAUCCGUGUGCUCUGCUGCACCCCCAACUACAACUGCUCAUUCCCCCCAUUACCCGUGAUAACAACCAGCCCCACCACCACCACCACCACCACAUCGAUCCCGUCCUCCACCACCACAGUCACCACCUCCACCUCCACGCCAUACAUCUCCACCACCACGAGUCCCACCUCCACGGAAAUCAUCACUUCCACCAGCACCACCAUCCCCACGCCGACGACGUCUACGACAACUUCCUCCACCACCCCCUGUGAACCCGAAGUGUGCACCUGGAGCGAAUGGUUCGACGUCGACUUCCCCUCCUCGGGGCCCAGCCAGGGAGACUUCGAAACCUACCAGCACAUCCGCGCCGCCGGCAAGCAGGUCUGCCGGCAGCCAAAGGAGAUCGAGUGCCGGGCCGAGGACUACCCCGACGUUGCUAUCCAGCAGGUGGGGCAGGUCGUGCAGUGCGACGUCCACUUUGGACUGGUGUGCAAGAACGAGGACCAGACGGGCAAGUUCAAGAUGUGCCUCAACUACAAGAUCCGUGUGCUCUGCUGCACCCCCAACUACAAUUGCUCAUUCCCCCCAUUACCCGUGAUAACAACCAGCCCCACCACCACCACCACCACCACAUCGAUCCCGUCCUCCACCACCACAGUCACCACCUCCACCUCCACGCCAUACAUCUCCACCACCACGAGUCCCACCUCCACGGAAAUCAUCACUUCCACCAGCACCACCAUCCCCACGCCGACGACGUCUACGACAACUUCCUCCACCACCCCCUGUGAACCCGAAGUGUGUACCUGGAGCGAAUGGUUCGACGUCGACUUCCCCUCCUCGGGGCCCAGCCAGGGAGACUUCGAAACCUACCAGCACAUCCGCGCCGCCGGCAAGCAGGUCUGCCGGCAGCCAAAGGAGAUCGAGUGCCGGGCGGAGGACUACCCCGACGUUGCUAUCCAGCAGGUGGGGCAGGUCGUGCAGUGCGACGUCCACUUUGGACUGGUGUGCAAGAACGAGGACCAGACGGGCAAGUUCAAGAUGUGCCUCAACUACAAGAUCCGUGUGCUCUGCUGCACCCCCAACUACAACUGCUCAUUCCCCCCAUUACCCGUGAUAACAACCAGUCCCACCACCACCACCACCACCACAUCGAUCCCGUCCUCCACCACCACAGUCACCACCUCCACCUCCACGCCAUACAUCUCCACCACCACGAGUCCCACCUCCACGGAAAUCAUCACUUCCACCAGCACCACCAUCCCCACGCCGACGACGUCUACGACAACUUCCUCCACCACCCCCUGUGAACCCGAAGUGUGCACCUGGAGCGAAUGGUUCGACGUCGACUUCCCCUCCUCGGGGCCCAGCCAGGGAGACUUCGAAACCUACCAGCACAUCCGCGCCGCCGGCAAGCAGGUCUGCCGGCAGCCAAAGGAGAUCGAGUGCCGGGCCGAGGACUACCCCGACGUUGCUAUCCAGCAGGUGGGGCAGGUCGUGCAGUGCGACGUCCAUUUUGGACUGGUGUGCAAGAACGAGGACCAGACGGGCAAGUUCAAGAUGUGCCUCAACUACAAGAUCCGUGUGCUCUGCUGCACCCCCAACUACAACUGCUCAUUCCCCCCAUUACCCGUGAUAACAACCAGCCCCACCACCACCACCACCACCACAUCGAUCCCGUCCUCCACCACCACAGUCACCACCUCCACCUCCACGCCAUACAUCUCCACCACCACGAGUCCCACCUCCACGGAAAUCAUCACUUCCACCAGCACCACCAUCCCCACGCCGACGACGUCUACGACAACUUCCUCCACCACCCCCUGUGAACCCGAAGUGUGCACCUGGAGCGAAUGGUUCGACGUCGACUUCCCCUCCUCGGGGCCCAGCCAGGGAGACUUCGAAACCUACCAGCACAUCCGCGCCGCCGGCAAGCAGGUCUGCCGGCAGCCAAAGGAGAUCGAGUGCCGGGCCGAGGACUACCCCGACGUUGCUAUCCAGCAGGUGGGGCAGGUCGUGCAGUGCGACGUCCACUUUGGACUGGUGUGCAAGAACGAGGACCAGACGGGCAAGUUCAAGAUGUGCCUCAACUACAAGAUCCGUGUGCUCUGCUGCACCCCCAACUACAACUGCUCAUUCCCCCCAUUACCCGUGAUAACAACCAGCCCCACCACCACCACCACCACCACAUCGAUCCCGUCCUCCACCACCACAGUCACCACCUCCACCUCCACGCCAUACAUCUCCACCACCACGAGUCCCACCUCCACGGAAAUCAUCACUUCCACCAGCACCACCAUCCCCACGCCGACGACAUCUACGACAACUUCCUCCACCACCCCCUGUGAACCCGAAGUGUGCACCUGGAGCGAAUGGUUCGACGUCGACUUCCCCUCCUCGGGGCCCAGCCAGGGAGACUUCGAAACCUACCAGCACAUCCGCGCCGCCGGCAAGCAGGUCUGCCGGCAGCCAAAGGAGAUCGAGUGCCGGGCCGAGGACUACCCCGACGUUGCUAUCCAGCAGGUGGGGCAGGUCGUGCAGUGCGACGUCCACUUUGGACUGGUGUGCAAGAACGAGGACCAGACGGGCAAGUUCAAGAUGUGCCUCAACUACAAGAUCCGUGUGCUCUGCUGCACCCCCAACUACAACUGCUCAUUCCCCCCAUUACCCGUGAUAACAACCAGUCCCACCACCACCACCACCACCACAUCGAUCCCGUCCUCCACCACCACAGUCACCACCUCCACCUCCACGCCAUACAUCUCCACCACCACGAGUCCCACCUCCACGGAAAUCAUCACUUCCACCAGCACCACCAUCCCCACGCCGACGACGUCUACGACAACUUCCUCCACCACCCCCUGUGAACCCGAAGUGUGCACCUGGAGCGAAUGGUUCGACGUCGACUUCCCCUCCUCGGGGCCCAGCCAGGGAGACUUCGAAACCUACCAGCACAUCCGCGCCGCCGGCAAGCAGGUCUGCCGGCAGCCAAAGGAGAUCGAGUGCCGGGCCGAGGACUACCCCGACGUUGCUAUCCAGCAGGUGGGGCAGGUCGUGCAGUGCGACGUCCACUUUGGACUGGUGUGCAAGAACGAGGACCAGACGGGCAAGUUCAAGAUGUGCCUCAACUACAAGAUCCGUGUGCUCUGCUGCACCCCCAACUACAACUGCUCAUUCCCCCCAUUACCCGUGAUAACAACCAGCCCCACCACCACCACCACCACCACAUCGAUCCCGUCCUCCACCACCACAGUCACCACCUCCACCUCCACGCCAUACAUCUCCACCACCACGAGUCCCACCUCCACGGAAAUCAUCACUUCCACCAGCACCACCAUCCCCACGCCGACGACGUCUACGACAACUUCCUCCACCACCCCCUGUGAACCCGAAGUGUGCACCUGGAGCGAAUGGUUCGACGUCGACUUCCCCUCCUCGGGGCCCAGCCAGGGAGACUUCGAAACCUACCAGCACAUCCGCGCCGCCGGCAAGCAGGUCUGCCGGCAGCCAAAGGAGAUCGAGUGCCGGGCCGAGGACUACCCCGACGUUGCUAUCCAGCAGGUGGGGCAGGUCGUGCAGUGCGACGUCCACUUUGGACUGGUGUGCAAGAACGAGGACCAGACGGGCAAGUUCAAGAUGUGCCUCAACUACAAGAUCCGUGUGCUCUGCUGCACCCCCAACUACAACUGCUCAUUCCCCCCAUUACCCGUGAUAACAACCAGCCCCACCACCACCACCACCACCACAUCGAUCCCGUCCUCCACCACCACAGUCACCACCUCCACCUCCACGCCAUACAUCUCCACCACCACGAGUCCCACCUCCACGGAAAUCAUCACUUCCACCAGCACCACCAUCCCCACGCCGACGACGUCUACGACAACUUCCUCCACCACCCCCUGUGAACCCGAAGUGUGCACCUGGAGCGAAUGGUUCGACGUCGACUUCCCCUCCUCGGGGCCCAGCCAGGGAGACUUCGAAACCUACCAGCACAUCCGCGCCGCCGGCAAGCAGGUCUGCCGGCAGCCAAAGGAGAUCGAGUGCCGGGCCGAGGACUACCCCGACGUUGCUAUCCAGCAGGUGGGGCAGGUCGUGCAGUGCGACGUCCACUUUGGACUGGUGUGCAAGAACGAGGACCAGACGGGCAAGUUCAAGAUGUGCCUCAACUACAAGAUCCGUGUGCUCUGCUGCACCCCCAACUACAACUGCUCAUUCCCCCCAUUACCCGUGAUAACAACCAGCCCCACCACCACCACCACCACCACAUCGAUCCCGUCCUCCACCACCACAGUCACCACCUCCACCUCCACGCCAUACAUCUCCACCACCACGAGUCCCACCUCCACGGAAAUCAUCACUUCCACCAGCACCACCAUCCCCACGCCGACGACGUCUACGACAACUUCCUCCACCACCCCCUGUGAACCCGAAGUGUGCACCUGGAGCGAAUGGUUCGACGUCGACUUCCCCUCCUCGGGGCCCAGCCAGGGAGACUUCGAAACCUACCAGCACAUCCGCGCCGCCGGCAAGCAGGUCUGCCGGCAGCCAAAGGAGAUCGAGUGCCGGGCCGAGGACUACCCCGACGUUGCUAUCCAGCAGGUGGGGCAGGUCGUGCAGUGCGACGUCCACUUUGGACUGGUGUGCAAGAACGAGGACCAGACGGGCAAGUUCAAGAUGUGUCUCAACUACAAGAUCCGUGUGCUCUGCUGCACCCCCAACUACAACUGCUCAUUCCCCCCAUUACCCGUGAUAACAACCAGCCCCACCACCACCACCACCACCACAUCGAUCCCGUCCUCCACCACCACAGUCACCACCUCCACCUCCACGCCAUACAUCUCCACCACCACGAGUCCCACCUCCACGGAAAUCAUCACUUCCACCAGCACCACCAUCCCCACGCCGACGACGUCUACGACAACUUCCUCCACCACCCCCUGUGAACCCGAAGUGUGCACCUGGAGCGAAUGGUUCGACGUCGACUUCCCCUCCUCGGGGCCCAGCCAGGGAGACUUCGAAACCUACCAGCACAUCCGCGCCGCCGGCAAGCAGGUCUGCCGGCAGCCAAAGGAGAUCGAGUGCCGGGCGGAGGACUACCCCGACGUUGCUAUCCAGCAGGUGGGGCAGGUCGUGCAGUGCGACGUCCACUUUGGACUGGUGUGCAAGAACGAGGACCAGACGGGCAAGUUCAAGAUGUGCCUCAACUACAAGAUCCGUGUGCUCUGCUGCACCCCCAACUACAACUGCUCAUUCCCCCCAUUACCCGUGAUAACAACCAGCCCCACCACCACCACCACCACCACAUCGAUCCCGUCCUCCACCACUACAGUCACCACCUCCACCUCCACGCCAUACAUCUCCACCACCACGAGUCCCACCUCCACGGAAAUCAUCACUUCCACCAGCACCACCAUCCCCACGCCGACGACGUCUACGACAACUUCCUCCACCACCCCCUGUGAACCCGAAGUGUGCACCUGGAGCGAAUGGUUCGACGUCGACUUCCCCUCCUCGGGGCCCAGCCAGGGAGACUUCGAAACCUACCAGCACAUCCGCGCCGCCGGCAAGCAGGUCUGCCGGCAGCCAAAGGAGAUCGAGUGCCGGGCCGAGGACUACCCCGACGUUGCUAUCCAGCAGGUGGGGCAGGUCGUGCAGUGCGACGUCCACUUUGGACUGGUGUGCAAGAACGAGGACCAGACGGGCAAGUUCAAGAUGUGCCUCAACUACAAGAUCCGUGUGCUCUGCUGCACCCCCAACUACAACUGCUCAUUCCCCCCAUUACCCGUGAUAACAACCAGCCCCACCACCACCACCACCACCACAUCGAUCCCGUCCUCCACCACCACAGUCACCACCUCCACCUCCACGCCAUACAUCUCCACCACCACGAGUCCCACCUCCACGGAAAUCAUCACUUCCACCAGCACCACCAUCCCCACGCCGACGACGUCUACGACAACUUCCUCCACCACCCCCUGUGAACCCGAAGUGUGCACCUGGAGCGAAUGGUUCGACGUCGACUUCCCCUCCUCGGGGCCCAGCCAGGGAGACUUCGAAACCUACCAGCACAUCCGCGCCGCCGGCAAGCAGGUCUGCCGGCAGCCAAAGGAGAUCGAGUGCCGGGCCGAGGACUACCCCGACGUUGCUAUCCAGCAGGUGGGGCAGGUCGUGCAGUGCGACGUCCACUUUGGACUGGUGUGCAAGAACGAGGACCAGACGGGCAAGUUCAAGAUGUGCCUCAACUACAAGAUCCGUGUGCUCUGCUGCACCCCCAACUACAACUGCUCAUUCCCCCCAUUACCCGUGAUGACAACCAGCCCCACCACCACCACCACCACCACAUCGAUCCCGUCCUCCACCACCACAGUCACCACCUCCACCUCCACGCCAUACAUCUCCACCACCACGAGUCCCACCUCCACGGAAAUCAUCACUUCCACCAGCACCACCAUCCCCACGCCGACGACGUCUACGACAACUUCCUCCACCACCCCCUGUGAACCCGAAGUGUGCACCUGGAGCGAAUGGUUCGACGUCGACUUCCCCUCCUCGGGGCCCAGCCAGGGAGACUUCGAAACCUACCAGCACAUCCGCGCCGCCGGCAAGCAGGUCUGCCGGCAGCCAAAGGAGAUCGAGUGCCGGGCGGAGGACUACCCCGACGUUGCUAUCCAGCAGGUGGGGCAGGUCGUGCAGUGCGACGUCCACUUUGGACUGGUGUGCAAGAACGAGGACCAGACGGGCAAGUUCAAGAUGUGCCUCAACUACAAGAUCCGUGUGCUCUGCUGCACCCCCAACUACAACUGCUCAUUCCCCCCAUUACCCGUGAUAACAACCAGCCCCACCACCACCACCACCACCACAUCGAUCCCGUCCUCCACCACCACAGUCACCACCUCCACCUCUACGCCAUACAUCUCCACCACCACGAGUCCCACCUCCACGGAAAUCAUCACUUCCACCAGCACCACCAUCCCCACGCCGACGACGUCUACGACAACUUCCUCCACCACCCCCUGUGAACCCGAAGUGUGCACCUGGAGCGAAUGGUUCGACGUCGACUUCCCCUCCUCGGGGCCCAGCCAGGGAGACUUCGAAACCUACCAGCACAUCCGCGCCGCCGGCAAGCAGGUCUGCCGGCAGCCAAAGGAGAUCGAGUGCCGGGCCGAGGACUACCCCGACGUUGCUAUCCAGCAGGUGGGGCAGGUCGUGCAGUGCGACGUCCACUUUGGACUGGUGUGCAAGAACGAGGACCAGACGGGCAAGUUCAAGAUGUGCCUCAACUACAAGAUCCGUGUGCUCUGCUGCACCCCCAACUACAACUGCUCAUUCCCCCCAUUACCCGUGAUAACAACCAGCCCCACCACCACCACCACCACCACAUCGAUCCCGUCCUCCACCACCACAGUCACCACCUCCACCUCCACGCCAUACAUCUCCACCACCACGAGUCCCACCUCCACGGAAAUCAUCACUUCCACCAGCACCACCAUCCCCACGCCGACGACGUCUACGACAACUUCCUCCACCACCCCCUGUGAACCCGAAGUGUGCACCUGGAGCGAAUGGUUCGACGUCGACUUCCCCUCCUCGGGGCCCAGCCAGGGAGACUUCGAAACCUACCAGCACAUCCGCGCCGCCGGCAAGCAGGUCUGCUGGCAGCCAAAGGAGAUCGAGUGCCGGGCCGAGGACUACCCCGACGUUGCUAUCCAGCAGGUGGGGCAGGUCGUGCAGUGCGACGUCCACUUUGGACUGGUGUGCAAGAACGAGGACCAGACGGGCAAGUUCAAGAUGUGCCUCAACUACAAGAUCCGUGUGCUCUGCUGCACCCCCAACUACAACUGCUCAUUCCCCCCAUUACCCGUGAUGACAACCAGCCCCACCACCACCACCACCACCACAUCGAUCCCGUCCUCCACCACCACAGUCACCACCUCCACCUCCACGCCAUACAUCUCCACCACCACGAGUCCCACCUCCACGGAAAUCAUCACUUCCACCAGCACCACCAUCCCCACGCCGACGACGUCUACGACAACUUCCUCCACCACCCCCUGUGAACCCGAAGUGUGCACCUGGAGCGAAUGGUUCGACGUCGACUUCCCCUCCUCGGGGCCCAGCCAGGGAGACUUCGAAACCUACCAGCACAUCCGCGCCGCCGGCAAGCAGGUCUGCCGGCAGCCAAAGGAGAUCGAGUGCCGGGCCGAGGACUACCCCGACGUUGCUAUCCAGCAGGUGGGGCAGGUCGUGCAGUGCGACGUCCACUUUGGACUGGUGUGCAAGAACGAGGACCAGACGGGCAAGUUCAAGAUGUGCCUCAACUACAAGAUCCGUGUGCUCUGCUGCACCCCCAACUACAACUGCUCAUUCCCCCCAUUACCCGUGAUAACAACCAGCCCCACCACCACCACCACCACCACAUCGAUCCCGUCCUCCACCACCACAGUCACCACCUCCACCUCCACGCCAUACAUCUCCACCACCACGAGUCCCACCUCCACGGAAAUCAUCACUUCCACCAGCACCACCAUCCCCACGCCGACGACGUCUACGACAACUUCCUCCACCACCCCCUGUGAACCCGAAGUGUGCACCUGGAGCGAAUGGUUCGACGUCGACUUCCCCUCCUCGGGGCCCAGCCAGGGAGACUUCGAAACCUACCAGCACAUCCGCGCCGCCGGCAAGCAGGUCUGCCGGCAGCCAAAGGAGAUCGAGUGCCGGGCGGAGGACUACCCCGACCUUGCUAUCCAGCAGGUGGGGCAGGUCGUGCAGUGCGACGUCCACUUUGGACUGGUGUGCAAGAACGAGGACCAGACGGGCAAGUUCAAGAUGUGCCUCAACUACAAGAUCCGUGUGCUCUGCUGCACCCCCAACUACAACUGCCCUUUCUCCACCCUCUCAACCACCACCAGCACAUCCACCAUUGCUACCCUAAGUGAAUCCUUCUUCACAACAAGUUCUCCCAUUUCAUCUACACCGUGUUUCUGCAAGAUUGGUGACUUGAUUUACAAUAGAAUUGAUAGUGACGGAUGUCGAUUUUAUGCCAUCUGUAGCCCAACGUGUAAUAUUGAACGACACGCUGUACAUUGUCCUGUCACUACUUUGCCAGCCACAAGUUCCUCUGAGUGGUCUACAAUAACAACAGCAGUUCCUCUGCCUCCCACUUCUACACGUCCUGCUUUUCGUGGUUGCGUUUCCAAUAUUUACCCUCCUUUACAACCUGGAGAAAGUUUCAAAUUAUCCAACUGUACAGAAGUCAUCUGUAAUGGAGACAACAACAUAGAUGUAGUACCAACAUACUGCCCACCGGUAAAGGAAAUUACCUGUGCAAACAAAUAUCCACCAACGCUGGUACCUGAUGAAAAUGGAUGCUGUUACCGAUAUGAGUGUCAAUGUGUUUGUAGUGGAUGGGGUGAUCCUCAUUACAUUACUUUUGAUGGAAUCUAUUAUACCUUCCUUGAAAACUGCACUUAUGUCCUGGUGAAACAGAUUGUCCCUAGAUAUGACAACUUCCGUGUUUACAUUGACAAUUAUUACUGCGAUGCAAAAGAUGGACUCUCCUGCCCUAAAUCUAUUAUUAUUUUCUACAAAUCUGCAGAAGUGGUGCUGACUCGUCAACUCAUGAAUGGUGUGAUGACCAAUGUGAUGUACUUCAACAAAAAGAUUGUUGGACCAGGCUUCAAAAAAGAUGGCAUUUCUUUCUCCACUCUUGGCAUCAAUAUGAUUGUUGAAAUAGAAGAAAUUGGUGCAGUCAUCACCUUUAGUGGUCUCAUUUUCUCUGUCAAGCUCCCAUACAGCAAAUUUGGCAACAACACCGAAGGACAAUGUGGAACAUGUACAAACAAUAAAGAAGAUGAAUGCCGCUUACCAAGUGGUAAGAUCAUUUCCUCCUGUCCCCAAAUGGCUCAUCACUGGAUUGUUGACAACAACAAGUCAUGCCAUGGAGUGCCAGUACCACCAACUAUAACCACACCUCCACCAAAGCCUCAAUGUCAAACACCUCCGCUCUGCAAACUUAUCUUAAGCGAGGUUUUUGCAGAAUGUCAUACCGUGAUACCACCAGAACCAUUUUUCAAAGGCUGUGUUUUUGAUGGAUGUCGCAUAGACGAUGAAUCCAUGCAGUGUUCCAGUUUGGAGAUAUAUGCUACAGAGUGUGCUGCUAGAGGUGUCUGCAUUGACUGGAGAGGAAUGACCAACAAUACAUGCUCAUUCAGCUGUCCGUCAAGCAUGGAAUACAAGCCGUGUGGGCCCAUUAAUCCAGUUAGCUGUGACCAAAGUCUGCAGAGAACCAAAUGGAAUGUCCAGACAGGACAGGGCUGUGUAGUCAACGAAACCUAUUAUGCACCUGGAGCUGCAGUUCCAUCAGGCCCCUGUGAAGAAUGCACCUGCUCUGCAUCCUCUCCCUCAAGGCCUCACCACCUCGCGGUCACAUGCCAGCCUGUUAUCUGUGACACGUACUGCCCACUGGAAGGAGAACAUUGGAAUCCACCUGGUGAUAACUGUACUGUUUACACAUGUGAAAAACAUGCUGACCAGUUCAUUCAAGUCAUCAAGGAGGCAAGCUGUCCUGCCUUUAACCAUGAUGACUGUGAUCCAGAUGAUAUCAGGCUAUCUGACGAUGGCUGCUGUUUAGUGUGCCGAAGAGUACCGAAACUUUGUAUGAAGUACAAUACGACUACUGUCAUCAACUAUAAUGGCUGUGUGUCUCCUGCACCUGUUGAGAUAACGUACUGUGAAGGCAGCUGUGAUGCUUACUCGCGAUAUUCUCAAACGACAAACACCAUGGUGCACAAAUGCUCGUGUUGUCAGGAAAUCAAGACCAGCAAGAGAAAGGUGACUCUGAUGUGCAGUGAUGGAACCUCCCUUGAUCACUCCUACACCUACGUGGAGAAAUGCAGCUGUGUGGAUGCUGAGUGCGUUACCCAAGGCAACACCCAACAGGAGACACAGCAGAUAAAGACCUCUCAGGAGCAAGCAAAUGUCAAAAAUUAG
Melospiza georgiana is the source of this 17343-nucleotide messenger RNA. It is a transcript of the gene MUC5AC, whose product is annotated as mucin 5AC, oligomeric mucus/gel-forming. Bases 1 to 17343 code for a protein of 5780 amino acids. Gene Ontology annotation, molecular function: protein binding. Lineage: Eukaryota; Metazoa; Chordata; Aves; Passeriformes; Passerellidae. Gene Ontology annotation, cellular component: extracellular matrix. The record is from RefSeq and is a predicted model, not a curated record. The transcript is spliced from 43 exons.